This is a messenger RNA of Nymphaea colorata (pocket water lily), 538 nucleotides long. RefSeq names its product pathogenesis-related protein PR-1-like. The record is from RefSeq and is a predicted model, not a curated record. Bases 23 to 538 code for a protein of 171 amino acids. Gene Ontology annotation, cellular component: extracellular region. The transcript has a single exon. Lineage: Eukaryota; Viridiplantae; Streptophyta; Magnoliopsida; Nymphaeales; Nymphaeaceae.
AGCAGAGCAGACUCGAGAAGAAAUGGGCGAGCCAGUCACUGGCCUAGCCUUGAAGCAGAUCAUCCUCUUGGUCUUCCUCUUCCAUACAGCCGAGGCGAGGGUCCUGUCCGAGUCAAACAAGGGGCUAGAGACGGAGUUCUUGGUUCCACAAAAUGCAGCACGGGCCACGGUGGGUGAGCCUCCCUUGGCCUGGGACGGUCGACUGGCGCAGUACGCCGAAUCAUAUGCUAACAAGCGGCGAGCCGACUGCGACCUCAGGCACUCGGAGGGGCCUUACGGCGAGAACAUAUUCUGGGGGAGCGGCACUGACUGGACUCCGGCCGACGCCGUCCGUGACUGGGUGCUGGAGGCUAGGAACUAUGACCACCACACCAAUUCUUGCGUGAGAGGGAGGAAGUGCGGGCACUACACCCAGAUCGUCUGGAGCUCGACGACCAGCGUUGGGUGCGCCAAGGUGACGUGCGAUGGUGGCGCUGGUGUUUUCAUGACUUGCAAUUAUGACCCACCGGGAAAUUUUGUCGGCGAAAAACCAUACUAA